AUGUCUAGUUCUUUACCUUUACCGUUACCUACGUGGGAUACUCCUUUUGGCAUACAAUUAUGGCCCUUAUUUAAUAAAUAUAUUUCAAUCUUAACAAAUUAUCAAUUUAUACCUGAAAAUUUUCAAUUUAUUCAAGGUUAUACUCCGUUAUCAACUUUUAAACCUGUUGCUUUAGCUAUUACUAUUUAUUAUAUCAUUAUAUUCGGUGGUGAUUUUAUAUUUAAAAAAUUGAAUUUAAAACCUUUUGUACUUAAUGGUUUAUUUCAAAUUCAUAAUUUAUUGUUAACUACUUUAUCAUUAACUUUAUUGACUUUAAUGAUUGAACAAUUAAUUCCAAUCAUUUAUUAUAAUGGUUUAUUUUAUGCCAUUUGUGAUUCGAAAGCUUGGACCCAACCUUUAGUUUGUUUAUAUUAUUUAAAUUAUUUAACUAAAUUUGUUGAAUUUAUUGAUACAAUCUUUUUGGUGGUUAAACAAAAAAAAUUAACUUUUUUACAUACUUAUCAUCAUGGUGCAACUGCUUUAUUAUGUUAUACUCAAUUAAUUGGUUUAACUUCAAUUUCUUGGGUUCCAAUUUCUUUAAAUUUAGGUGUUCAUGUAAUUAUGUAUUGGUAUUAUUUUUUAGCUGCAAGAGGUAUUAGAGUUUGGUGGAAAGAAUGGGUUACAAGAUUUCAAAUUAUUCAAUUUAUUUUAGAUUUAAUUUUUGUUUAUUUUGGUACUUAUCAAAAAAUUGUUGCAAGUUAUUUUUCAAAUUCUUUUUUACCUUAUUGUGGUGAUUGUGCUGGUACUAUGAUUGCAGCUUAUUCUGGUUGUGCUAUAUUAUCUUCUUAUUUAGUUUUAUUUAUUGCAUUUUAUAUUGAUGUUUAUAAAAGAAAAGGUUCAAGAAGAUCUUUAAGAGUUAAAUCGGUUAGUGGUGGUGUUGCUGCUCAAGUUAAUGAAUAUGUUCAUGUUACUGGUAGAGAAAUGACUCCAACUCCAACUCCAACUCCAACUCCAUCUGAAAUAAGAUCUAGAAAAGCAUAG
Insectozyma verbasci is the source of this 1020-nucleotide messenger RNA. The record is from the annotation of a GenBank genome assembly. Lineage: Eukaryota; Fungi; Ascomycota; Pichiomycetes; Serinales; Debaryomycetaceae.